CACGGUGGUUACAUUCUUGUACACCCUCGCGUCCAUGAAGACGUGUAUAUAUCCCUGUACAUAUGUGCUAUGGACAACACAUAUAUGCGCUAGAGUGCCCCUUGAAUAUAGAACAAAUUACAUACGGAGCAUAUACUCUGCCUCUCGACUCUUCUCGCGUAUGCACGUGCGAAUCUACGUAUAUUUGUAUACGCGGGUGUGAUAUCGCCUUUACGAUUGACCGUGUUCCGUCAAAUUUCUUGGGAACAGCUUUGACUCUUUGGUUAUUCUUAAUUCGUAUUUUUCUUUUUCUUCUCUCUUUUUCUUAAUUCCAUGAGCUAACUCCCAUUUUUAUAUUGAAACGUCGUAUAAUUCAACAGGCAUUAAAUAGAGGUGGGAAAAAAAGACAAGCAAUUCCACUUUCUCGUUAACUCGUGCUUGCGAUUCCGGUUAUAAAAUAGUCCCGCGAAAUGCUUCCGUGCGACAACGAUACACGGACGAUACACGAGAUCGACGAAGCGCUCUAGAGAGUCUAGAAUCGUGUGCGCGCUCGUGAGCCCGCACACGCGAGAAACGAAGCGACAACGCUCGUUCUGCCAGUGUGCGCUAUUCGCAAUGUGUAUAUACGUGCGUGCAUGCGCCUGCUGCUGGGUUGCGAGUGUAUGCGACUCGGUGGCCGUGGCUAUGGCCUUACGAACCCCCACCAGUCAACCGCUCCGAAUCCACACGGCGUGUGUACCCCCCGUACUCUAUGUACAUAGAUCCCUAGAGUUCGAGAAAGAUGCAAGAUCGGUGAAGCGAGAGCAGGACAGAUGGGAGAAAGACAAAGAGAGGGAGAGCACGUUAGUGCGAAAGAGGAAGAAGAAGCGCGAGCUAGGAGUGGAAUGGCAGAGGGGAAUGGCGAGGGGGAGGGGGAGGAGGGAGAGUGUCGCGAGCGUGUCUAACCUAGGAUAGUGGCGUUUAGUGGCGGCUAGGCUAGGCAAACCGAGGUUCGCUGCUCGCGCGUUACGUUCAGUGUUCCUUCGCGCUUCGGCCAAAGACUCGUACGCCUCGUGUCACGCAAUCCGUCUUCUUUCCCCUUCGCUACGAACCCCUCCGCGUACAGGAGAAAGGAUUUCGAGAGAGUCGUCGAAGAGGAAAAGAGACCACCGUGAAACGCGAAGCAUCGCGAGCGCAUAAUCAUACGCCAUCAUUAAGCAGCACGAGCUUCCUGAAUUUCCCGCGGUCGACAGUAUACCACGGCUGCGCGUCACUCUGCGCCCACCGGACGAUUUUGACUCGAGUCGUUGCACGGCAUCGUACUGAUUGGACUGUGUUAAAAGAUUCUGUGCGGUUCGUUUUCGUUGAAUCGAUAGAGGCAUGGCCGCUUCUUUCUUCUCAAUCACACGUGAAAGAACAGUUACUGAUUAUUAUGCGUACGCGUAGAACCACCAUUGUUGAAUCGAAAACAAAACUUUUUUACGUCGCGACGUCGUGUUGAUACGUUGCGCGCGCUUCCCAAUCAGAAUACCGUAAACGUUGCGCGACCCAAGUUCGUAACGUCUUUUUUCGUUCUCUCUUCCUUUCGACGAAUCGAAGGUGACUUGUGGUCAUCGUGCGGCCAAAUAACCGGACGAAAAAUUGUUUAUGUUUUCGGUGACUCAGAAGAAGUGGGAUCGAAGUGGAAAUAGAAACAGGGAAACAGGUUGGGGAUACCAACGGUCAGUAGUAGAGUGUGUGCAACAGAAAUCGGUGUGCGUCGAAAGUAUCCAAGCGUCCAGUCUAUAUUUUCUUCGACAUCGAGCGUCGUAAAUCGUCAUCGUAAAUCGGGAUAUACAGAGGGGAAUCAAAGUAGCGCGUAAAUUGAAAGAAAGAAAUCUGAGGAGCAGAAAAAGAAGGAGGCGAAAAGUGGGGACGUUUCAAAGGUGGUUUUGGAUGUUAGAAAGCGCGGGGGUGGCUAGAGAGGCCCCGCCGCAGGGUACGGGUCCCGAUGCCGGUCCCCGUAUCGCAAACCCUUACGCUGACCUCCACCCUCGUGCCCAAGGAGGAGUCAAACAUGCCCUUCAUAGACGACGAGCUUCUUUGGUGCCCUGACAAUGACGGCAAAAUGGUCGACUUAACGCAAUGUCUCCAGGAAAGCAGUACAGGGCAGUCAGUAGAAUUUUCCCCGAUGGAAUUAAAUGCCCUUGUAGGGACGCCGGCUGCUCCAAAUAUGCCGGCAGAAGAGGGCGAAGGAAUGGCUGGUGUCACAGGAGAAGAGCCCUUUGACACGUUAGACACAUUCCUUCGAGAAUUGCAAGCUGAUUUGGCUGAAGCCAGUCAACCCACGUCCACUACAACUUCCGUAACUCCUUCCUGUAGACGGCAGAGGUACAAUAUCGCAGCCGCAAAUCCUUUGUUAGCAGAGAAAUUAGCAGCUCCUUCGUCGCAAGCAUCUCCAACUUCUAUUCCGUACGCAACAAGGGCGGAAAUUAAAACGGAAAGUAUUCAACCUGAAACAACGAAAGUGGACACGAGGGAAGUUCAGCCACACGAUGCGAGCGAGAAGGAACAACUGGGCCUGGCCAGCGUUAAAGCGGAACCAGGAUCGACCGGUACGACGACGACCACCACGGGGACACGUCUCCUGCACGGCAUUCUCUCGCAGCAUCCCCAGCAACACGGUCUAGGGGUGCAAAAUGGAUACGGCCGCCACUUGCCCGGCCAUGCUCAAAUGGGCCAACCGUCCUACACCACUGCCACUAUGGCCACCACAAGUACGCCAGGAAGCGGAUCACUGCCAGCGAGUCCCGCGGACAGCGGAGUUAGCGACGUCGAGUCCAGCACGUCCUCAGGCGGUAACGAGGACGCGAAUCUCUUAUUGAAAGCAAGGCUCAAUCCCAAUUCGUCCCUUCAGCCAAGCCUGGCGUCUCAUCAUUCUCAUUUGUCGUCAGCAGCGCUCGGCAGGUCGGCCUGUCACAGUCCUGGUGUUUAUCCGUCGACGGCGGGCUUCCUGCCGCCCUCCUAUCAUCCUCAUCAGCAUCAUCCCUCCCAGUACCAUCCGCAUAGAGGGAGCUCACCUCACCAUCAACAUGGGAACCACACGAUGGGCCCCACAAUGGGACCGCCCCAUCAUCAUCACCAUCAUCAAACGCAGAGUCUGCAACACUUGCAUUAUCGUCAGCCUCCUACACUAUCCGAAAGCUAUAGCAGUUAUGUGAACUCGAUGUAUGCCAGCGGGGCCCAAUUUGCAACACCUUGUACCCCUAGUCCACCACGGGGACCUGGAGGAGUUCCAACGAGUGUAAUUCAAGCAGCUACCAGUUCGGUUUCCGACGAUUUAUAUCUACUGGAAUUAGGUUUCCCUCCACGAUCGAAGAAGAACAAGUUGAAAAAACCGCGUCAAGGAGACGGUGCUGCAGUAAAAAGAAAAUCUCGCGAGGGUUCGACGACGUAUCUUUGGGAAUUUUUGUUAAAAUUACUACAGGAUCGAGAGUAUUGUCCUCGAUAUAUCAAGUGGACGAAUCGCGAACGAGGUGUCUUCAAAUUGGUGGACAGCAAAGCAGUAUCUCGUCUAUGGGGUUUGCACAAGAAUAAGCCGGACAUGAACUAUGAAACGAUGGGUCGAGCCCUGCGUUAUUAUUAUCAGCGUGGUAUCCUGGCAAAAGUUGACGGACAGAGGCUAGUUUAUCAAUUCGUGGAUGUACCGAAAGAUAUUAUAGAAAUUGACUGUACCGGCGCGUGAGAUAGGGUUCGACCGAAGGAACAGCAGCACGAGAGGCGAGCUAUACGGGAAAAGAGUGAUUCGUGUAUUUAUGCUGCGAUCUUUCGCGAGAACACAUCGUUAUCGUCAUCAUCGUUCUCAUCAAGCAGCUCUUCCUGCCACAAUGUGCUUACUUGGCACACCCCCCAGACGAUCUAAAGCAUACCCUCUCUCUGACUUCGUUUGUUCCUUGUAUUAUAAAUAUAUACUUAUAGAGACAUAUAUUAAAACGUGAAUAGCGCAUGCGCACGGAUGCUGCCGCGUGAGGAUGAGUGUUUUGUUUUUGUCGACGCGACAGUUGCCACGUACGGUAUACCUAUGCAACUACCGUAUAUUGUAAUUUCGUCCUCCUUUGGUCUUUCUUUUUUUUUAUUAUUCUUUGACGAUAUACGUCAAUAAUAAUCGUACUAAGCUUUACAACGUUUAUGUAUAUUAUAUAUAUUAUAUAUAUAUAUAUGUAUACGUUGAGCUCGUUCAAAUUUGUACAAAAUUUAGUUUUUAAAAAUGCUACGGCACAAAUGUUAUUAAAUAUGUUUUAAUCAAGAGUAAAUGAAGAAAGAAAAAAUUAAAAUGAAUCUAUUACUUAAACAUAUAGCCGGAAUAUAGGCUAACAAUUGUACAUUCAAGAAUGCGAUAAAUUAUUUAUUGUAUAUUAGACGAUUAUAUAUGUUACCUAGAAAAAAAAAGAAAUUGUUAUAUACGUGUCGAUGAAGGGAAUCAUAAGAAAGCAAAGGGGAAGUAAAACUUAACACAAUGUGCAUGCACGCGUAUGUGGAAAGUUUAAAGAAGAAAAAAACGAAACGAAAUGAGGGCUGUGAAAAGAUUCAGAAAGGAAAAAAAAUAUGAUAGUGCGGAAAUGAUAAAGAUGUUAAAAAGUUUUACAGAGCGAGCUCAGGGAGAGGUACACAUAUAUACAAACAUACAUUUGUACACAACACGUGCAUACGUGUGUAUGAUUGCACGCGGCUGUACAUCUAUACAAACACAGUAUCCACACACUAUAUUUUUUUAAAUAUAAGCGAAAAAAGGGCGACUCUUCUAUUUGAGCUGAAGGUUCAACAAUGUAAGGUGCUGGCUAUACACACGAGGUCCAAGAAUGUUAUUUAGCAAGCUAGUGUUACUAAUUCAUAAAAAAAAUUAUUGAAACAGACAUUAUAUCUCUGUAUAUAUAAAAUUACACCUUUUAGUAUAUAUUAUUGAAUAUUAUAUAUAUAUUAUAUGAAUAUAUAUUGUAUGUUAUGUAGUAAAUGGAGUGAGUUAAUGUAUCUCUAUGAGAUUUUUUGUCACGUCUGCAUAGGAAGAAAUUUGAGUAACCGUCUAUCUGUACGAUGUCUCUGUUCCUGUCUUUUUAUAUAGGAAAAAAAGGAAGUAAACACUGUGGAAGCAUUAUCGUUUUUCUCUUGUAUUGUAAUUCUCUUUUCUUUUCUUUUUUUUUUUAAUAAACUAUCGACAUUGAGAUCAAACGAUAAUGAAUUGAUUUGCAUGAUCAGUGAUUUGAGUCUAUGAUCUGCAAAAAAAAAAACGCACAUCCGCGUGUUUCCUGUGCUCAGCUGGAAUUAGAGACAUCAUACUUUUCUAAACGUUUUAGAAUAUAAUAGCCUUCCUAAGAUGUAAGGGGCGUUCGAAACAUGAUAAGUUAGAGAGAAAUUUAAUUUAUUGAGCAGCAGCCCGCCCCUAAAUACGGACGUGAUGUGCGAGUGCAAGCGUAUCCUAUAGAAAUAAGUUUUGUACAUAAAGAUUCGUUGAGAGCAUACUUAGAAAGAAUAUUACGCUACGUUAUCUUCGUAAUCGUGGACAAACGAAAAAAGAGAAAAAAACAGGAGAGACAAAAGAGAUAAAAGUGCAACUCAUCUUUGAGGCUUAUCUGCACAAGUUCUUCUUGAUCACCUCCAAACAUUUCGAAGAAGAAAAAAAAAAUAUAAUAAAUAAUAGAGAAUAUGAUCAAGUGCUGCCAAUAAUGCCUGUAAACGGUCCCUUGCAUUUUAUCACUUAAAAGAAUAAAAGAAAAGAAACAAAAAACAAUAUUAUAAAGAAUUAUACGCGCGGUUAUUAAAAUCAAGAAGAAAUGUCUUGGGACGCCAGACAUACCAGAUGAUACAAAGCGAAUUGCCUUCUUGUAAUUAACAAAAACGUGUUGCCUUCUAACAAAGAAAACAUAUUAAAGAAAAAAAAAUUCUAGCAAUUUGUAUUUGUAAUACCAUCGACUUUAUCCGGGUACUUAAAGAAAACCUUUAACCCUGUAUAUCAUCCCCUAUUUGUCAGCAUAGAAUUUUGUAAUUUUUGUCAAGAGAAACAUAAUAAUAAUAAUAAUAAUAAUAAUAAUAAUAAUAAUAAUUAUAUAAUGAAAAAGAUAAAAAAAAUUGAGAAACGUUUUUGGUACACGAAGACUUUUUUCAUAUCGCACUUUGCAUACACGUAUCAGAUGAAAAAUAUGCUUAAAAAUAAAAAAAAAUUAAUAAAGAGAGAAGAAUGAAAUACAUCAGAGUACAAUGAACAAAAAAGCAAGUACCUAUAAAUAAAUAGUACCACUUCUAUACAUAACAUCCACUUAUAAACAAUGAAUGGACACUGCAACAAAAAAUCCUAUUUUUAGGUAAAUUAAAUUUACAUAUACAUAACGAUUGACUACGAUGCAGGAUAUUUUAACAAAUAAGACUUUACUGUAAUAGGGAUAAAUCUAUAAUUACUUACCUGUAAAAUAAUACGAAGACACGAUGGAUUGACGUAAGGAACUCUAAUGUAACGUUCUGUGAUUCGUUGUUUGUAGGUGAAAUUUAAUAAAAGAUUACUGUAUCAUAA
Molecule: messenger RNA, 6499 nt
Organism: Apis cerana (Asiatic honeybee)
Lineage: Eukaryota; Metazoa; Arthropoda; Insecta; Hymenoptera; Apidae
Gene: Eip74EF
Product: Ecdysone-induced protein E74
Biological process (GO): regulation of transcription by RNA polymerase II; cell differentiation
Cellular component (GO): nucleus
Molecular function (GO): DNA-binding transcription factor activity, RNA polymerase II-specific; sequence-specific DNA binding
Source: RefSeq, a predicted model, not a curated record